GCAUGGAGGGAAGCACAUCAGAAACUUCUGCAGCCGAGGCGAGUGAGGAAAUAAUUUAUACUUCUGUCAAAUUCUCUCAGACUCCUCCGCCGAGGACCAAAUCUGAGCAGGAAAGGAGAGCUCCCUGUCUGAGGCCAGCAGUUGUGCCAGGCUUGGCUAUAGGCUUUGGGAUACUGAGCAUCACCCUAGCAGUUGCUUUGAUUUGGAAGAUUAGUGACUCCCAACCACGCUGCCCUGAGCAGUGGGUGGCUUACAGAGGGAGCUGCUACUCCUUCUCCAAGGAGAAGAAGGACUGGAAUUCCAGCCAGCGAUCCUGCUGGGAGCAGGGAGCUCAUCUCCUGGUGAUCAGCGAUGCCAGCGAAAUGGACCUGUUCCAGAGUAUUCAGCCAGAAUGUUUCUGGAUUGGACUGAGGAACAGCACAGGCUCUGGCUGGAUAUGGGAAGAUGGCUCUAUACUCAAUGGCACCAAGGUCUCCUCUAACAGCCCUGUGCAACACUGCGCCGUCCUGAUGAAAGGUCAAUUUCAGGCCUCCAGCUGUCAAUUUAAUGCUCCAUGGAUCUGUGAGAAAUCUCUUAGAUAAAGCCCGUGUGCAUUUUCAUCUCAUAACCAUCUCAUCAGUGGUGCAAGUGGAUCAUUCUCCUGCAAACCAAAGCCCUGCACAAGACCAAGGGCUUGCCCUUCCCACACCCUCACAAAGGUGCUUUGCAGGGACAGUCUUGUUGCCCGUAAGGGUGAGUUAUCAUCAGUGGUAGUUCCAUUUCCAGGCCACACGUGUUGGAUUGCUGCUGUUUGUGACCAGAUGAGACCUGGGACAUAUUCCCUGACCUACCCCUUGCCUUAUUUGUCCUGUAAGGGCCAUCAAAAGGUUUGUCACAACAGAUACUGGGUCUUCAGAUCUCAUGUUCCUCCCUUCCUGAGCAUCGGGUGGCAUUUCCAUUUCCUGCAUCUCCAUUGUCUGGUGCCAGCAGGACCAGGAAAACGAAGUGUGAUG
Messenger RNA from Calidris pugnax (ruff), 992 nucleotides. It is a transcript of the gene KLRG1, whose product is annotated as killer cell lectin-like receptor subfamily G, member 1. The coding region runs from base 3 to 581 and encodes 192 amino acids. The transcript has 5 exons. The record is from RefSeq and is a predicted model, not a curated record. NCBI's taxonomy places the organism in Eukaryota, Metazoa, Chordata, Aves, Charadriiformes, Scolopacidae.